GCGUGGCCUAGGCUCGAGGGGCGUGCUCUCAGUGUCGUGUCCUCGAUGGGGCGUGGUCUAUCGGCGGGGGCGUGGCCUGUGUUCGCGGGGGCGUGGCGCGCCUGGCGCGCGCUCUCGCGUCACUUCCCCUGCGGCGGGCGCGGCGGCGGCGGCGCGCGGGACGAUCGCUCGGCGUCGGUUCGGGUCCGGUUCGAUUGGGCGGCGGCGGCGCUCGGGACCGGGCGGGGAGGAGGAGCAGGAGGAGCAGGAGCGGCGCGGCGGGACGAUGAGCGACAGCGGCGAGCAGAACUACGGCGAGCGGGAAUCCCGUUCUGCUUCCAGAAGCGGAAGUGCUCAUGGGUCUGGCAAGUCGGGGAGGCACACCCCUGCAAGAUCUCGCUCUAAGGAGGAUUCCAGGCGCUCCAGGUCAAAAUCUAGAUCCAGGUCUGAAUCCAGAUCUAGAUCAAGGAGGAGUUCCCGUAGACACUACACAAGAUCACGCUCUCGUUCCCGCUCUCAUAGGAGAUCCAGAAGUAGGUCUUACAGUCGGGAUUAUCGGCGCCGGCACAGUCACAGCCAUUCACCCAUGUCUACGCGUAGGCGCCACAUUGGAAACAGGGCAAAUCCUGACCCAAAUUGUUGUCUUGGCGUGUUUGGAUUGAGUCUGUACACCACAGAGAGAGACCUGAGAGAAGUUUUCUCCAAGUAUGGUCCGAUUGCCGACGUUUCCAUCGUGUAUGAUCAGCAGUCUCGACGCUCAAGAGGAUUUGCAUUUGUGUACUUCGAAAAUGUUGAGGAUGCUAAGGAAGCAAAGGAACGUGCCAACGGAAUGGAGCUGGAUGGCAGGAGGAUCCGGGUAGACUUCUCCAUAACAAAAAGACCUCACACACCCACCCCUGGAAUCUAUAUGGGAAGACCCACUUAUGGCAGCUCACGACGACGGGAUUACUAUGACCGAGGGUACGACCGAGGGUACGACGAUCGUGACUACUACAGCAGGUCCUACAGAGGAGGCGGCGGUGGCGGCGGCGGAGGAUGGAGAGCUGUGCAAGACAGGGAUCAGUUCUACAGGAGGAGAUCACCAUCCCCGUAUUACAGCCGAGGGGGCUACAGGUCCCGAUCCCGAUCCCGCUCCUACUCACCUCGCCGCUAUUGAGGCAUGACGCGUGGAGGAGCUCCCGGCGGCAGCCUGGGCCUCGGAGUUGCAAGCGUGCGGACAAUAUUUUCUAUUGUCUCUUCUGUUUAAACCAGUGACCAGUGCCUAGUGGAUAGGUGACUUUUACACCUUUUACGAGACUACUCGCGUGACGUUAAACGCUGUUUUGUUCUGCAUAUUCGUGUAGUUGGUGCUUCGUUUCAGGUCGUGUUCCCGAAGGAGGAUGUUUUGCAUGUAUUUUUUUAGUCUCGAUUUUGACCUCUGAAAGGUUUCUAUUGUAAAGACAAACUGUUCAGUUAGCUUUUUCUACUGAUUCCAAGAUAUUCUGAAGAUCAAAACCUGUGUAAAAUGCUUUCCAAAAGUGGAAAAAAAAAUAAUAAAAAGCAGUUUGGUUUUUCUUUUCCUA
Molecule: messenger RNA, 1541 nt
Organism: Cuculus canorus (common cuckoo)
Lineage: Eukaryota; Metazoa; Chordata; Aves; Cuculiformes; Cuculidae
Gene: TRA2B
Product: transformer 2 beta homolog
Exons: 9
Coding region: 266-1135 (289 amino acids)
Biological process (GO): positive regulation of mRNA splicing, via spliceosome
Cellular component (GO): spliceosomal complex
Molecular function (GO): RNA binding
Source: RefSeq, a predicted model, not a curated record